Molecule: messenger RNA, 1337 nt
Organism: Emiliania huxleyi CCMP1516
Lineage: Eukaryota; Haptophyta; Isochrysidales; Noelaerhabdaceae
Product: putative phytanoyl-CoA dioxygenase
Exons: 3
Coding region: 1-1077 (358 amino acids)
Source: RefSeq, a predicted model, not a curated record
AUGACGGUGCCACGACCCCUCGCCGCGUCCGCUCGCGCUGCCCGCCGCCGGCUCUCCUCCACGAUCGCUGGCGUCGGCCACUCUGGGCACCUCUCGUCGGCGGCGCUGCGCAACCGCCACGACGUGCCGCUUGCCGAGGCCGGGCUCACUGCGGCGCAAAAGUACAUGUUCGACCUCAACGGCUUCCUCGUGAUCCGCGGCGCCUUCGACGCGGAUUUGGUGGCGCGGGCGAACGGCGCCAUCGACCACCACGCAGACACCCUACACGAGCGCACCGGCCAGCUGCGGACGUCUGGGCUCUACGGCCGCGAGUCGGCCCAGCUGGCAGGCGACGGCACGACGGGGCGCUUCGACAUGGGCGGCAUGCUCGGCUGGAGGGCGCCGCACCGAGAGCCCUUCCGCGAGCUUCUGACGCACCCCGCCGUCGCGGGGGCUCUCAACGAACUCGUGGGCGUCGGUUACCGGCUCGACCACUCGCCGCUGCUGAUCGCGCAGGAGCGGGGCAGCGAGGGGCACACGCUGCACGGCGGCGCAGUCACCGAGUCCGGCGAGCCCGCCUGGCCGCUCGCGUACGAGUGCAGGCACGGCCAGAUGCGCAACCAGCUGCUGACGGUGUGCAUGCAGCUGAGCGCGGCGCCGGAGGGCGCAGGCGGCUUUUGCGCCGUGCCGGGCAGCCACAAGUCCAACUUUCCGGUGCCGCCCUCGCUCGCGGACCUGGCGGACGAGGCGCUCGCGAGCUGCGUGGUGCAGCCCGCGCUGCAGCCGGGCGACUGCCUCCUCUUCAGCGAGGCGACGCUGCACGGCACCCUUCCCUGGACGGCAGCCCACCAGCGCCGCACAGUCAUCUACCGCUUCGCGCCCGCAGGGUCGGCGUACGGGCGCGGCUACCUGCCCAGCUGGCCGGAGAGCGUGCUCGACGGGGCGAGCGAGGCGCAGCGCGCGGUGCUCGAGCCGCCGUACCACCCGCGCAUGAACCGCACUUCUGUCGACCGCCGCGGCGAGGCCGUGGCCGCGAGGGCGAGGGAGGCGUGGAAGGUCGAGUUCGAUGAGCGAGUCUUCGGCACGCGCUAUUUCUGAGUCGAUGCGCGUCAGCGCGUGCCUCCUCCGAAUGGCGCGCGGGGCCCCGCUCUCGACAGCGUCACGAGCGCGGGUGGAGAGAGGCAGAGCAGGGCUCGAGCCGGUGAGCGGCGUGAGCGGCGGCCCGGCGGCGCCGCGCGCAAGAUCCGCGCGCGCUCGAGCUGCGACUCGUCGACGAGCCGGCGCGCGCCGGUGUUGGGCGUGGGCGAUGUGUCCGCGGCGAGAGAGGUUUGAGCAUGUUUGAGAUAUAAUCACGCGGU